UGUGCGCGUAUGCGCGCGCCGGCAGCGGGGAUGGCGAGUUCGCGACGUGGGCGUCGUCGCUCAGUGGGAAUUUAGCCGUCGUGGGUUGGGCGCGGUGAGGAGGAGGCGGGCCGGGAGUGAGCGGGGAAUAGAGAGUGGUUCGGCCACUAUGGAGUGAGGGAACGGUCUGUGUACGGGAAAGUUGAGGCGGACCGGACAGCUGCUCCGCUCCAUUCAUUCGCCGAGCUCCGAGUGAUUUUUACCUCCUUACCGACUUUGCGAAGUUUCGGCUCUCUGAAGCAGGCACAACAUUGCAUCUGCAGACCCUUUGUGCGAUCUGUUGGUUCAAAUUGGGGGAAUACGUGCCUGUCUGCACCGUCUGAAAGAAAUAUUUUUAAAGGAAGUGUGGUUACGCGCGUCGGAGGAAAGACUCGCAGAAAUCAAAGAGUGGUCUCGUCAACUCGAAAGUGUUUCAACGGUUCCACAGGUAAUUACUGAUGCUGAUUGAAGAACAAAAAGACAUGGGGCGUGUGUCCAAGUUUGACGGUUCCAGCGACAGUUCCAGGGGAAGCUCACGCAGUUCGACUCCUCCUGUCGAUACUGACCGGCUCAGGGAUAAGAUGAGUCGCCGCAUUGAAUCUAGAGACACUUGGUUCUCCCUGGAAUUUUUCCCUCCACGGACAGCCAGUGGUGCAGUUAAUCUGAUCUCCAGGUUUGAUCAUAUGGCCAUUGGUGGGCCACUCUUCAUUGAUGUCACCUGGCAUCCUGCUGGAGACCCAGGUGGUGACAAGGAGACUUCUUCCAUGACCAUUGCUAGCACGGCAGUGAAUUACUGUGGUCUGGAGACAUUGCUGCACCUAUCCUGCUGUAACCAAACCAAGGAUCAGAUCACAAAGCACCUGGAGAAAGCUCGUAGCCUUGGGCUGAAGAACAUACUCGCACUUCGUGGUGAUCCUCUUGGUGAUGAAUGGAAAACCGAAGAAGAAGGAUUCAAUUAUGCUAUUGACUUAGUCAAGCACAUUCGCUGCAAGUUUAAUGAUUACUUCGACAUCUGUGUUGCUGGUUACCCAACUGGGCACCCUGACUGCGGCAGUUAUGAGGAAGAUCUCAGCCACCUGAAAGCAAAGGUAGAUGCUGGCUCAGACUUCAUCAUCACCCAACUGUUCUUCGGACCCAAGACCUUCCUGAAAUUUUUAAAGGACUGUCGUGCAAUUGGAAUAACUUGCCCCAUUUUGCCAGGAAUAUUUCCCAUUCAGAGUUAUCACUCAUUGCGACAGUUGGUCAAACUCUCCAAGCUUCAGGUUCCACAAGAAAUCAAAGACGUCAUUGAACCAAUCAAGGAUAAUGAUGAUGCUAUUAGAAAUUAUGGUAUUGACUUGGCCACUGACAUAUGCAGGGUUCUACUGAAAUCGGGAUUGGUCCCAGGGCUCCACUUCUACACCCUGAACCGAGAGGUGGCAACCAUCGAGAUCCUGAAACGACUCAGACUGUGGACUGAGGACCCUAGGCGAGCCUUGCCCUGGAUCGUUAGUGCCAAUCCAAAGCGAAAGGUUGAGGAUGUCCGACCAAUAUUUUGGGCUUCAAGACCAAAGAGUUACAUCUACAGAACCCAGGAUUGGGAUGAAUUCCCAAAUGGCAGAUGGGGGAACUCGUCAUCUCCUGCGUUUGGUGAGUUGAAGGAUUACUACCUUUUCUAUCUGAAGCAAAAGUGUCCCAAGGAGGAAUUGCUGAAGAUGUGGGGAGAAGAACUGGUAGAUGAUAAAAGUAUCUUUGACGUCUUCACAGCAUAUAUUAGUGGGAAGCCCAACAGCAAUGGGAUAAAGGUGACCUGUUUGCCUUGGAAUGACGAUGCCCUGGCACCAGAAACAUCCUUGAUGAAGGAUGAACUGGAGAAGGUGAACAAAAUGGGAAUUCUCACCAUCAACUCCCAGCCCAACAUUAAUGCAAAACCUUCAACUGAUCCAUAUGUGGGCUGGGGGCCUGAGGGAGGCUAUGUAUUUCAGAAGGCCUACCUGGAGUUUUUCACCUCCUCAGAAAAUGUAUCUACUCUACUCAAAGUUCUUCAGAAGUACAAAACGCGUGUGAACUACCAGAUUGUAAAUGUGAAGGGUGAGAAUAUAAAUAAUGCGUUUGACAUGCAGCCGAUUGCAGUUACAUGGGGUAUCUUUCCCGGACGUGAGAUAAUUCAGCCCACGGUGGUUGAUCCUAUCAGCUUCAUGUACUGGAAGGAUGAAGCCUUUGCCCUAUGGAUUGAGCAAUGGGGGAAACUAUAUCCAACUGCCUCUCGCUCUCAACAGAUAAUUCAAGAUAUUCACGAUCACUAUUACCUUGUCAAUCUUGUGGAUAAUGACUUUCCACUUGAGAACUGUCUUUGGCAGGUUAUUGAUGAUGUAUUUAAGUUAAAAGCAUCAGAAAAGACUCCUGGUUUUCCAGCUUGUGACUUGCCAGUGGAGCCAUGAACUCUGAAUGUCCAGGACUACUUGCACCAUCAAAUGGGCCUUAAAUUCUGAUGAUUGCUGGGCCUUGUUAUGGGAAGUAUACAUCAUCUCAGCCCUUUAACUGAACAGAAUGGAUUUCUGAUAGUGUUUGGUGCUGUGUUUGCUGUGAUUCUUGUCACUUUAUACUGUGAACUUGCAGUAUUUGUACAACUUUCAGUGGAAGGAUAGGAUUGAAUAUGAUCUUAAUUCUGGUGAACUUUGUUUCUGGGAGAUGAUCUGUUUAUUAUGUCUCUGUACUGCCGUUGUUAUAUGGGGGUAGAAUUCAAAAACUUGUCAUGUUUCAAAUGAUAAUCUUGCAUAUGGAGGCAAAGGCGAGUAUGUGGCAAGAGUCCGUAAUUCUCACCUGAAGCCUGACUGCUUUUGCUGAAUUUCCAGAGUCGUAUCAUUCAGUGUUGUCUAGACUAAUCAGAGCAGGCAAUUUUUAUAGCGACUUUACUUCCCCUUCCCAGUUAUCCACCUUUUGGAUGUUGCACUGUGUAAUAACUAAGACAUUACACAGAAAUGGCACACCAAGAGAAAGGAAUAUGGAAAUAGUACACGUCAGCUGUCCCUGGUGAUGUGGCCAACAAAACUUGGGUCCCUUCCAUUCAGUAAUGACCCUGAACCAAUACUGUUGUCUCACUGUAAACCCAUAUGAGGUUGAUGUGGUGAGGUCAAAGGGUAGUUUGAUGUGCAAGUCUAGCAGCCAGAACUAACAGUUUACAGCCUUUUAGCACUCUGCCACCAGCUAUUCUGAUCUCUUCCCAUUUUCAUACUUGUCUUUUUGACAUUUGCUGAAAGACAGUUUAAAAAUGUUUUUCCCCAAUGUGCUAUGAACAUGUAUUAUAUAUUCAGGUAUUAAAAAUGCCCCUUUAAACUGGUUUAAGCAUAGAUCAGAAUCUGUCUUAAAUGAGUUGACCCUGUAAUGGCAAAGCAACCUUGCUGGCUGCAAAGGUGCAGUACAUUUCUAUUAACAGGAAUGAGUGAGAGUUUAGGGUCUCAGCAUAAGUAUGGCUGUGAAUCUGUGUAAUGGAUUCUGCUAUUUCCCACAUGUAGUAUCUAUGGAAAUAAUCUGAGCAACUUCAGGUAAUGUGAAGAAUCACAUUGAUUGGGGCUACAGGAAUAACUCCCUCCUGUUCUUCCAGACAGUUAUGGGAUUUGUUUUAUGUUCAUCUGUGAGUGCAGACAUGAUUUCAAAACAGCAGUGAAGUGCCAAUUUAGAGCUCUGUGUUCAAGCCAUUGAAGAGGGGUAUAAAGUUGUUUUUAUCAGAAUGCUGAUAAUAUUUAUCAAUGAGGAAAUACUUGUAAAUGGGUGCUAUAUUUCUCUGAAUUUGAACAGAAACUUCAAUUCAAAUAAAGUACUUGGGUGGCAGAGCACUCUUAACAAUUGAGAAAGAAAAUAACUGGACAGAGGACUGGCAUUGGCUGAGGCUGUGUAUUCAAACAGGGCAGUACUGUUCACAACCCAGGCAACCUUGCAAAUCUCAACUACAAGCAGUGGUGAUGACAAAAGUAGAACAGCGAUCUUCACACCGAUCAAGAUGCAAUCUGAUACUGAUAUACUCCUAGAACCACAACUAGUGACAAUAUAGUGGACUCCUGAGUCUCAGUCCCAGAGAAAAUCCUGUCCUACUAACCCUGCGGGCUGGUACUAUUGUGGUAUUCAAUAGAAUCAGAUUUAUUACCACUGCCACACGUCAUGAAAUUCGUUUUGCAGUAACUGUACAUUGUAAUACAUAAAUUCCUCUGAGUUAUAACAGGAAUAUAAAAAUAAUAUAUAUAAAUAAAAUCUGAUAAUGAUACAAAAGGGAGCAAACUAGUGAGACAGUGUUCAUAAGCCAUUCAGAAAUCUGAUGGUGGAAGAGAAGGAGCUGUUUCUAAAAUGGUGAGUAUGUGUCUUCAGUCUCCUAGCCCUCCUCCCUGAUGGUAGUAAUGAGGAGUGGGGGGGGGGGGUACCAGCUGUUGAAAGUCUC
Molecule: messenger RNA, 4429 nt
Organism: Mobula hypostoma (lesser devil ray)
Lineage: Eukaryota; Metazoa; Chordata; Chondrichthyes; Myliobatiformes; Myliobatidae
Gene: mthfr
Product: methylenetetrahydrofolate reductase (NAD(P)H)
Exons: 12
Coding region: 477-2438 (653 amino acids)
Biological process (GO): tetrahydrofolate interconversion
Cellular component (GO): cytosol
Molecular function (GO): FAD binding; methylenetetrahydrofolate reductase [NAD(P)H] activity
Source: RefSeq, a predicted model, not a curated record